UCUCUCUAACUAUCUCUCUCUAAAUGGCCAAAAACCAAAGAUUUGCUUCAGUUCUUUCACUUAUCAUUUUUCUCUUAAUUUCCUCAGUAGCAAAUGCAGCAAGAUUCAGUGUGUUGAGUUAUGGGGCUAAACCUAACGGAGAAACUGACUCAACCAAAGCUUUUUUAUCAGCUUGGAAUGAAGCUUGUGGCUCAAGUAAGCCAGCCACUGUUUAUGUUCCAUCAGGGAAAUAUUUUCUGAAUAAUGUGGAAUUUAAAGGUCCAUGCAAGAAUAAUGCAAUAUUAUUUCGUAUUGAAGGAACUCUUGUGGCUCCGUCAGAUUAUAAUGUUAUUGGUGAUGCUGGCUACUGGAUUUACUUUAAGUAUGUUGACGGCGUUACUGUUUCUGGUGGGUUUCUUGACGGACAAGGUUCUAGUUUAUGGGAUUGUAAAUCUUCCGGCAAGAAUUGCCCUAGUGGUGCUGCGUCACUUGGAUUUUUAAAUUCAAAGAACGUAGCUAUUAACGGAUUAACUUCGUUAAAUAGCCAAUUUUUCCACAUUGUCAUCAACGGUUGUCAAAAUGUGAACAUCCAAGGCGUUACCGUCUCAGCUUCCGGCCAAAGCCCUAACACCGAUGGAAUUCACGUACAACAAUCAAACGCCGUUACAAUCGUCAACUGCAAGAUCCGAACCGGUGAUGACUGUAUAUCAAUCGGUCCUGGUUCAACCAAUUUUUGGAUAGAAAAGAUAGCAUGUGGCCCUGGCCAUGGAAUCAGCAUUGGGAGUUUAGGAUGGGAUCUUAAAGAGGCAGGUGUACAAAAUGUGACAGUUAAAACAGUUAUUUUUUCAGGUACUCAGAAUGGUGUGAGAAUUAAAUCAUGGGGGAGACCUAGUAGUGGCUUUGCCAGGAACAUAAUUUUCCAAGAUGCUGUUAUGGUUAAUGUCCAAAAUCCAAUAGUCAUCAGUCAAAAUUACUGCCCUGGCAACAAAAAUUGUCCUGGUCAGGAAUCUGGUGUUAAAAUUGAUGAUAUCACAUAUAAGAAUAUAUACGGAACAUCGGCAACACAAGUAGCAGUGAAAUUUGACUGUAGUAAAAUGAAUCCAUGCACUGGGAUCAAAAUGCAAGACGUGAAGCUGAGCUACAAGGAUGAGCCAGCUUCUGCAUCUUGCAGUAAUGCAGACGGGACAGCAACUGGAAUUAUUCAGCCCUCGAGUUGUCUCUAAAGGUAGAUAUUGUAUAGAUGUCUGUUGCUUGAGCCUGAGGUGUUUCCAGCAAUUAACAGUUUGUUGGAGCCCGGCCUUGCAAUUAUAUAAUGCAAAGGAAUUAAUUCUUGUUCAUCAUAAUUCAAAUUAUGCUUUUGUUGGUUUG
Messenger RNA from Mercurialis annua (annual mercury), 1347 nucleotides. Its product is annotated as polygalacturonase-like. Gene Ontology annotation, biological process: carbohydrate metabolic process. Bases 24 to 1202 code for a protein of 392 amino acids. Lineage: Eukaryota; Viridiplantae; Streptophyta; Magnoliopsida; Malpighiales; Euphorbiaceae. Gene Ontology annotation, molecular function: polygalacturonase activity. The record is from RefSeq and is a predicted model, not a curated record. The transcript has 4 exons.